CAACACCAGACAGGCUCUCCAUCCACCAUCAACCGCAAUGGCAAGUGUAGGACUCGGCGUCCCUGUAAAACUUCUCCACGAAUCUCUCGGCCACAUUAUCACUGUAGAACUAAAAACAGGCCAGCUUUACCGUGGAAAACUCGCUGAAGCCGAAGAUAAUCUCAACAUCUCUCUCAAAGAUAUCACAGUAACAGGCCGUGAUGGGCGUGUAUCUCAGCUAGAUCAGGUCUACAUUAGGGGUAGUAUGGUCAGAUUUUUCAUCGUUCCAGACAUGUUGCAGAAUGCACCAAUGUUCAAACGUGUGGGCCCAAAUGCUAUGCGGGGGAGAGGUAUUGGUACAGCGCGUGGACGUGCUACCAUCAUGCGCGCAAAUGCUCGUCGUGGUCGUGGCGUCCCAGCAGCACGGGGAAUCAGACGGUGAAAGCCGUAUUCUCAUGUCUUUAUAAACAUCUUCCUGCGACCAUUGUCAAGUUAUGUAGCAAAAAUGUAGAAUGCACUCAAAAAGCUUUCUUAUCUUAACCAUUCAGUAUACAUGUCACUUUUUAGUUCAGAUUGGAGAUACGAUAAAAUGAACUGGCAAA
Serpula lacrymans var. lacrymans S7.9 is the source of this 581-nucleotide messenger RNA. RefSeq lists its product as uncharacterized. Gene Ontology annotation, biological process: RNA processing; spliceosomal snRNP assembly. Gene Ontology annotation, cellular component: catalytic step 2 spliceosome; SMN-Sm protein complex; precatalytic spliceosome. The transcript is spliced from 6 exons. Lineage: Eukaryota; Fungi; Basidiomycota; Agaricomycetes; Boletales; Serpulaceae. The record is from RefSeq and is a predicted model, not a curated record. Bases 38 to 421 code for a protein of 127 amino acids. Gene Ontology annotation, molecular function: RNA binding.